Messenger RNA from Zootoca vivipara (common lizard), 6612 nucleotides. It is a transcript of the gene CCKAR, whose product is annotated as cholecystokinin A receptor. The record is from RefSeq and is a predicted model, not a curated record. Gene Ontology annotation, biological process: neuropeptide signaling pathway. Gene Ontology annotation, molecular function: neuropeptide receptor activity; cholecystokinin receptor activity. Gene Ontology annotation, cellular component: plasma membrane. NCBI's taxonomy places the organism in Eukaryota, Metazoa, Chordata, Lepidosauria, Squamata, Lacertidae.
UCUCUCUGCGGCAUUUAAGCUGCCUCACGCCGUCCUCGAAACAAGCGUCCCCAAGCUUCUUUGAAUUGCACGGACUAAGCAUUCCCGAUGGGUGGCUGAGAAAGAGAAACUCUGGACAGCGACUCUUGUCAAAGCCCACCGCUGCAGGUUUCUUUUAGGCCUGAAAUAAUGGACUGAUAGUCCCCAAACUAUGCUUGCUGCCUUAGAAACUAAACUCUGAAGAGUGAAGGAUGGAUAUAAGUAAUUACAGCCUACUUGACACCAAUAUUUCUGCUUUCCUGUGUGAGCUUGGCUUGGAAAAUUACACCAUUUUCUGCACGAAUCACUCUCAGCCUAAAGACCAACAAACAGUUCGGAUUCUUCUCUAUUCUCUGAUAUUUCUGCUCAGUGUCUUGGGCAACACGCUGGUGAUCGUCGUGCUGAUCCGGAACAAGAGGAUGAGAACGGUGACCAAUAUAUUCCUGCUAUCGUUGGCCAUCAGUGAUCUCAUGCUGUGCUUCUUUUGCAUGCCCUUCACGCUCAUUCCCAACCUCCUGGAAGAUUUCAUUUUCGGCAGUGCUUUCUGCAAACUUACCAGCUACUUCAUGGGUGUCUCAGUCAGCGUUUCGACCUUCAGCCUGGUCGCAAUAUCCUUGGAGAGAUACGGCGCUAUUUGCAAGCCCCUGCAGUCUCGGGUUUGGCAGACAAAAACGCACGCUAUGAAGGUGAUCGCCGCAACCUGGUGCCUCUCCUUUGCCAUCAUGACGCCGUAUCCGAUUUACAGCAAGCUGAGACCUUUUGUAAAAAUCUACAACACCACAGCGAACAUGUGUCGCCUGGACUGGCCAAGCGACGUGGUAGAGCAAUCUUGGUACAUUUUCCAGCUCCUCAUCCUUUUCCUUAUCCCAGGGAUUGUAAUGAUCAUUGCGUAUGGCUUAAUCUCCUUGGAGCUCUACCGAGGGAUCAAAUUUGAUGUCAGUCAGAGGAAGUAUUCACGAGAAAGGAAAGCCAGCACCAGCAGCAGAUUUGAAGAUGACGAUGGAUGCUAUCUGCAGAAAAGCAAGAAGAAGAGAAAGGUGCCCCUUCAACAGUUUCCGUCAAAUAGGAGCAUCGCCAAAAUUGACCGGCCUCGGAGCAAUUGCUCCACCGCUAACUUGAUGGCCAAGAAGCUGGUCAUCCGAAUGCUGAUAGUGAUAGUGAUCUUGUUUUUCAUUUGCUGGAUGCCGGUGUUCAGCGUCAACACCUGGCGUGCAUUUGACCGUGCGUCGGCGCAUCUGCUUCUCACGGGAGCCCCCAUCUCCUUCAUACACUUACUCUCUUACACCUCCGCUUGUGUGAAUCCCAUUAUCUACUGCUUCAUGAACAAACGCUUCCGCCUGGGUUUUCUAGCGACGUUUACCUGCUGUGCCAAGCAAAAGCUUCCUGUGGCCAGAGCAGAGAUGGCAGAAGAGGAGGAAGGCAGAACCACAGGAGCAACACUUUCCAGGUAUUCUUACACCCACAUGAAUACAUCUGCUCCUCCGUAAACAUGCCCAAGGGGGGGAAAUCGGUUAUUUUAUCUCCUUCUGUGGUCUUGACUUGUUUUUAAAACCAUCUGCCAUGCCUUUGUACGAACCUGCUUCAGUAAAGUGUAGGAGAAGAAUAAUUUGUGAAAGGUCUCCCAACACUUUUCGGCUUUGGGUCUCAAAAAUAGAUACCGUAGAAGUUACCUCAGGUAGAAAGGGUCAGUGACGAUAGCCCUAGGGGCACAUUGGAGAGGCUGAGAAACUGUCAUGGGCACCACCAUAAAACAACUCUCAGGCCAAAAUAAAAAAAUGGCUGCCACUGGGGACCUGCCUUGUCAGAAAUGAAACGGAGGACAAGACAGAAGUUGGGUUUGAGGCCAAACACUAAACCACCUAUUUGCCCCCACCGAGCAUAAGAAAACAUUCCAUUUCAGAGAUGGAAAACUGGUGCUGUGCAGCGAAACGUCCACCCACAAAAGGAGGGGGAAAAUGGGUGGCAAAUGUCACCCAUCCCCCCAAAGCAACAUACUUUGACAAUAGGUUUUGACAUCACAUUUUUACUCCAGGCACUUCCACAAGGCAUCAGCGUUAUUUUAUCUGUGACAAUUUCACACAAUAGCUAGAGGUACACACCAGAUCUGGAAGAAUCCCAAACCAACUAAAUGAAGCCUUGAUCUGAUCUAGCAGAGUGCUUAUUAUGUUCCUAAUUGGUGGGAAUAACCAUAAAACGAAGCAAAAAGCAAUCCCUUGCUCUGUCAAUGUUUUGAACUGCAGCUUUUAGAGGGUUGCACUGACCUCAAGAUUUGGUUCAGACGCCAAUUCAUUACUUCAGAAAACAACUUGAUUUGGAUCGAAUCCCAAUUUAGAAAAAUAAAGCUACGGUCAUUCCCCAUUUAGAUUACAGUGGUACCUCUACUUACAAAUAACUCUACUUACGAAUGUUUCUACUUACGAAUAGAGCUCUGUCCGCCAUCUUGGAUGUGGUUUAGAUAGGAUUUUUUCUACUUACGAAUUUUUAGAUAGGGUUGCUUCUACUUACGAAUUUUUUCUCCCAAUGCAUUCCUAUGGGAUUCGACUUACAAUUUUUUUCGACUUACAAAUGUGCGUUCGGAACGCAUUAAAUUUGUAAGUAGAGGUACCACUGUAUAGGGAAAUGGGGGGCGGGGGUGCUAGCUGUUUUUUCUUUUGAUAGAAAUGGAUGAAAUUUGCAGGCAAAGUAGCAACUCCUGAGUGAAUAAACCCUGCCAAAUUACUAGGUCCGGGUUUUUUUUGUACUAGGCCCCGUCAAUCUGAAUUGGGGAGAGGAGCAAAGCAGAGUUAAGGUUUUGUGGGGAACUGUUUCAUUAUGAAAAUGGCAUACACUGUAAAGUUACUCUGACCUGCAUCAUUUCAGAGUGUUGUAGCUAGGCUAACCCAGCAAUGAGCACUUUGACCAAGCCAAGUCUCUACUUGUCUCACACCUGACAUCAGGUGUGGCAUCAGAUGUGAGGUAGAUGGCAUGGAUUGGGGUGGGAGAUGGCCUGGUGGGCCAAAUAGACAGGCAAGAAGUUCCCUACCCCAGUAGAGAGAGUUAUGAUGAAUUGGGGGCGGGGGCCUUCAGAUUUCUGCCCAAUUGGGACCAAAGUUUGCGAAUCACAGAAGCUAAGUGCAAAGCUCAUUCAACAAUGGAACAGAGGGAGAAGGACUUAAAUGUCCAGCAUUUUUUCCAAGCAAGUACCACUAGCUAGGAGCGGAGGACAGCUAAAAACAAGGCAUUAUGUUGCUGCAACAUUGCUUUCCCAAAGUACUGUGAUUGGCGAACCCUGCUUUAAAAAAACCCUGAUUUUUAAGAUUUUCCAAGGAUUCCCUGUUGUGGUCCUUCCACAUCCUGUCACUUAGUGACAAGGUGGGUGGGGGCCUUUUUGGCGAUACCAGCCAUGCCAUCCUCUGGAAAGCCCUCCCUCGGGUAAUUUGUUAGGCAGAGAGAGAGAGAAAUAACCUCUAAACACCUCUUUAAAACAUGUAUUUGUUACCUUUCCUGGACUCCAUGUUUUUUUGCUUUGUACAUUGCUCAGUUUUACUUGUGAUUAUACAAUCGUGUUUUGUUUUUUAUCUAAUUUUAAUCUAGUUUUUAGGGCAAAAUGAUUGAACGUUGUGUUCUCACUGUUCUUACGUAGACUGCUUAGAGAUUUUUUGUUAUAUUAAAUGGUACACAAAUGUUAUAAAUAAAUAAAGUAAAAUAUAAAAAUGGUACUAAGAACUAACUCGCUGUUUAGAUAGGUCAUUUCCUGGUCACACUGAAAACCUUUUCUUUUCUUUUACGGUAAUAUCCCUGGGAUGCAACUGUGGGCUGCCCAUAAAAAUCAGUAGAGAAAUCCAAGGUAUGGUAGCUGGAAUUAGCCAUUGGUGAUACUCCAAUCCUUGCUUGAUAGCAACAAAGAGGACAGCUCCACGCUGUUUCCUACCUUGUUCUUAAAUAAACAUCCUGCUAAUUAAAGUUGCAAAGCAAAAUUCAGUUCUUUGCUCCUGAAAGGAGCUGUGGCUGGAAGAGCAGAGCUCUAUGCGGUGCCGCCUUCUUCAGCGAUAACUUAUAACCAUGUAAGAUUGUCUUCCACGAACACGGUCUUAUCAGUGAGUCCAUAAGUGACUGUGGAGGCCAAUUCUGGAUCCACACGUCCUUCCACAGUGGGGACAUUGGUUUCCGGGUGGGAGUUGAUCAUGGUGAGGGUUUGCCAAGUGUGCCUUCCUCUUAGCACGUUUCUCCCUUGUGUCCUGAGUUUGAGUGUCUUCAAAGGCCAUGACACCUUUGGUAAAGGCUGUUCUCCGAUUGGAGUGCUCUCAGGCCAGUGUUCCCCAGUUGUUGGUGUUUAUAGUACAUUUUAAAAUAUUUGCUUUGAGAGAGUCUUUAAACCUCUUUUGUUGACCACCAGCAUUACGCUUUCCAUUUUUAAGUUCGGAAUAGAGUAGCUGCUUUGGAAGACGAUCAUCAGGCAUCCGCACAACAUGACCAGUCCAAUGAAGUUGAUGUUGAAGAAUCAAUGGCUUCGACACUGGUGAUCUUUGCUUCUUCCAGUACACUGGCAUUAGUUCUUUCCAAGUAAUGAGUAAAAGUUUUCGGAGACACCGUUGAUGGAAUCUUUCAAGGAGUUGGAGAUGGCAUUUAUAAGUGGUCCAUGUUUCACAAGCAUAUAGUAAGGUUGGUAGUACAAUAGCUUUGAAAACAAGCACUUUGGUUUCCCUGUGAAUGUCCCGGUCAUCAAACACUCUGCGCUUCAAUUGGGAGAAAGCUGCGCUCGCAGAGCUCAGGCCAUGAUGGAUUUUGGCAUCAAUGUCAGCCCUUGUGGAAAGAUAACUGUCCAGGUAGGAGUGUAGUUCAUUCUGUAUACUGUUGAUUAGGCUCCGACUGAUGUAUAACAACCCUGCAGUGCUGCCCUGAUGUAUUAGACUCCUCUUACAGGUAAGGUGCUGGGCUGAAACUGACAGAGUAGCUUACAGUCAGGGCUUUUUUUCCCAGUCAGAACUCACCAGAACUCAGGUAUCUUUGAUGCUGGCAUUAAUUUAUUCAACCCCCCCCCCGGAAGCCAUAGGAUCAGGUAAACAAGUAUACACAGCAACGCUUUGUGGUCUGAGGAAUAAGAACUGUGCAAGCAAAUGCAUGCAAGUGUAGUGGUGAUUUAGAUAAUAGAACCGUAGAGUUGGAAGGGACCCAAGGGUCAUCUAGUCCGACCCCUUGCAAUGCAGGAAUCUUUCGCCCAAUGUAGGGCUCGAACUCACAACCCUGGGAUUAAGAGUCUCAUGCUCUACCAACUCAGCUAUCCAGCUUUUGAUUUAUGCUCAACAACGAAUUUAGCCAGGAGUGUGAUGGAGCAAUGCAGAGCAAGAAGAAUGAACGGCUGCCGAAUAGAUCUGGUAAGAAGCCGAACUUGAGAAAAGAUUUGUUUUUAAUUGUGUGCCAAGGAAGAACUCCAGAGCGGAAUUUUAAUGGCGGAGACUGGACAUGUACUCUGUGAGUUACUUGUGGCCGCAGCCCAUGGUUGGUAAACAGCGGAAGGAAUGGAAUGUGACAUUGUCUCAUCCAGAUAAACACUGUAAAGAACUGAGCAAUGGAAGACAGUAAUUAAUUCUCCCAGCACAUGAGGUCUGAAACAACAGUGCACAUGUAUGAUGGAUUUUAUACUGAUAAGAUGUAACAGAGGCUCUGCUUGUAAGGAGGUGCUGUUUGCAAGAAUGAUGUAACAAAGAUUGACGGAUGACAACUGAACACUAAAUAAGAAAUGGUGCAGAAUGAUUGACAUAUGUUUGCAACAGGAGCAGGAUACCUGAUUUUAAGAAAUUGUAUUAAAUUAAAGUAAUUUAGUUGGAUUUGUAAUAAUUUGGAAAAUUAAUAAAAAGUAAUUGGAGAGAGUCUCAUGCUCUAGCGACUAAGCUACCCAGCCUUGUGUCAUGUGUACAAGGCCAAUUCCUUAUUAAGAUUGGCUAACAGGGUUCUUAUCACCGAUGUUAGGAAGGGCAAUCAUGCAAACUUUGGACAACAGGAAGGUAAGUCUGCCAAUCCCUUCCGUAAGGGAAGUAUUCAGGAUAGAAUAAUUCCAUCCAGGCAUGCCAAUCCUGUGUGCCUCUACAUCCCACCAAUUUCAUUUGUGUGAUACUUGGUUUCCUAUAGAUUUGUCUGUUACUUUCAGGGUGAUUUCUGCGCAGCAUAACUUCCUGGAUACCACAUGUAGCCUGGGUUUCAUUUAGAUGCAAAGGUACACUUGAAAUUGUUUUAUGGUAGGGUUGUCAUAUGUCCUCUUUUUCCAGGGCACGUCCUCUUUUUCAUGGGUCGUCACAGCGAUCCAUAGUUAAAAGGAGAUGUCAGCAAAUGUGUCCUCUUUUUUGUUCUUCAAAAUAUGGCAACCCUAAUUUAUGGGCAAUGUCUGCUGAGAUCUUAGCGGUGGGGUGGAAGGUAGUAGGAAACUGGAUGAAUAAUAGCUUUAAAGCAGGCACCCCCAAACUUCGGCCCACCAGAUGUUUGGACUACAGUUCCUGUUAUGUACUGAGCUGAAUCCUAGAACAAUAGGAUUCAGAAUCAGCAGGAGCUAUCCAAUCCAACUCCAGGUGGAAGUGAAUCCGCAACCUGAUUGGCCUGCAGGAGCAGCCAAUCAGGCGG